Messenger RNA from Erythranthe guttata (spotted monkey flower), 963 nucleotides. RefSeq names its product ankyrin repeat protein. Lineage: Eukaryota; Viridiplantae; Streptophyta; Magnoliopsida; Lamiales; Phrymaceae. The record is from RefSeq and is a predicted model, not a curated record.
AAAGAAAAGCCCUAGCAAAUCAAUCAAUCAAUCUAUCUCCAGCCAAAUUUCUGUGGGCAAUGGCCGGAAGGGAAGUCCGCGAGUAUACCAAUCUUACCGAUCCCAAAGAUAAGAAGUUUGGAAAGGGCAAGGACAGAAUCGAUGACGAAGAAAUUACUUUCCAGCGCAUGGUCGCCAAGAUGCAAGAGGUUGCUGGAGAACGUGGUGGCUACCUUCAUGGACGAGGCGCUUUGGACAGCGAUGAUUUACUUUAUCUCAAGGAGCAGAUGGAAGCUGAAGAAGAUGCUGAGCGUCUUCUACGCCGUACGGAGAAACGAGCAUUUGCUGCAUUUAAGAAAGCUGUGGCUGAAGCUUCCCCCACAUCAGUUCCCUUGCCACUACGUGUGGAACCCAAGCCCAAGAGUGGGAUCAGGCAGCAAGACUUACUGAAGAGGGUGGUGGAAGUGAAGCCGAAGAAGCAGAUUGUUUCUAGCGCUUGUGAUAUAGAUCCAUCCUCUAUGAUUUUGAGUGGACGUCCAUCUAAAAAACAUCAACCAUCGAGUGAUCACGAGGAAAAAGGUCAGUCUUCCAGCCAAGUGGUAGAGGAGACAAAACUGGAUAACCCUGUUAAAAGUUUGCUAGCGGCAUAUGAUAGUUCUGAUGAUGAAGACUGAUACAGGAGUGUGGUCUUGCCUUUCCAUUUUUCUCAUGCUGCAAUGCUAUAUAUCUCUCCUCUCGCUACUGAACACUCUGUGAACUUAGAUCGUUAUCACAUAAUUAGAAUCUGAAACUUUUUCUUACAAAUUAUAGUUCCUUUUUCUGCUUUAGAUCUAUUUUCAUUUUUCCCCUUUAGACCUAUUUCUGCAGUUGGUGUUGGUGGAUAUUAGAAGAAACAAAGUUGAGGCUGUAAGGCCUUGUAGCCAGAUUGAUAUUUGUAUAAAUUGUAGUUGAUAAAGUUGAGAUUAUGCAAGCCCGUUGUGUAGA